UCCAGAAGAAGAAGAAGAGUGAAGGUUACAGUCAUGGCGGCUGCUGUGGUUCGUGGGAUCGGUUCAAAUUUGUCGAAAAAUCUGCGCGAGAUCCGCUUGCAUUUAUGCCAGACAUCAGCUGCUAGUCAGGGAGCCAGGGAUUUUAUUGAGCAGCAUUAUGUGCAGUUGAAGAAGGCAAAUCCUGAUUUUCCAGUCCUCAUUCGGGAGUGCUCUGGAGUCCAGCCCAAACUGUGGGCACGAUAUGGCUUUGGUAAAGAACACUGCGUUCCACUGGACAACAUGAACGUGGACCAAGUGACCAAAACUCUAGAGACAUUAAUAAACACCAAGCCCUGAGUAAACCUCUUGGGAAAUGUAAAAUGAUCUUGUAAAAUGAAAUGUAAAAUGAUCAUGUUAUUUGUUUCCUCAGAUUAAGAAAUAAACGUAUAUCCUCAAAGAACUGAAA
Molecule: messenger RNA, 445 nt
Organism: Triplophysa rosa
Lineage: Eukaryota; Metazoa; Chordata; Actinopteri; Cypriniformes; Nemacheilidae
Gene: ndufa2
Product: NADH:ubiquinone oxidoreductase subunit A2
Exons: 3
Coding region: 34-336 (100 amino acids)
Source: RefSeq, a predicted model, not a curated record